AUGGCUCAGGACCUGGGAACGAAAUAUAUACCAGGGCACACCCUGGCGAAGAAUUUUGGUGUGGAGUAUGUGAUCCUCUACUCCUUCGAGGACCAGGAUGCUAGCAGAGAGCUGCAGAGAUUGCUUCGGGCCUUGUAUAGUGUCGGGCUCGAGGCUGCCGUGCGCCCUGGCAAGGGUCAGUGUCUUGUCGUCCUCGUCCGGCCUAGGGAGGAUAAGUUGAAAGCAAUGGCAUAUAGAACAAGGAUCAAGGACUGGCUGUAUGGUGUGCGUACCUCACAGCCCACUAAUGAUAUCAACGAUACCCAAGGGGUGCCAUGGACGGAGGCAGAGCGUCUCCGCACAAUAUAUGACAUGAUGACUCUCCCACGCGCAGACGGUGGAGCAGAUAUUACCCCAGGGUAUGGAUAUUGGAAGAAUGUCAAGUCGAUAUUCCCUCUACAUGACCACGACAUGAACCGCGAGUGGAUCAAGUCCUGGAGCCGUAAGACGCUUUUGGACAACAGCGAUCUGGAGCAGAUAAGAGUGAAGCUGGGAGAGAAAGUAGCAUUCUACUUUACCUUCCUGCAAACGUAUUUCCGUUUCCUCAUGGUCCCCGCGGGCCUGGGCCUGUUCUGCUGGGUGUUCCUCGGUCAUUUUUCGAUCUUUUAUGCUGUUUUGAACUCGCUCUUCUGUCUUGUGUUUGUAGAGUUUUGGAAGAGACAGGAGACCGAUCUGCGGCUGAGGUGGCAGGUAAAGGGAGUGUCCGAGAUUAAGGCUCGGAGAAAGGAGUAUAAGCAUGAGAAGGAGAUCAUUGACCCAAUUACGGGUGAGACAGUCUAUGUGUUUCCGGCCUCCAAGCGCCUGGUUAGACAGUUGCUGGUGAUUCCAUUUACUAUGGCAGUGGUUGUAGCAUUGGGCACCUUAAUUGCAACAUGUUUUGCUAUCGAAGUCUUUAUCAACGAGAUCUACUCUGGCCCUUUCCGGACAUAUCUGCAGCAGGCAUUUGUACCUACAAUCAUACUAUCACUCUGUGUGCCGACUAUCAGCGCUAUACUAACGAAGGUCGCGACCCAAAUGACAGAGUAUGAAAAUUAUGAGACGCAGGACAGCCAUGAUAUUGCUCUGACACGCAAAGUUUUCAUACUUAACUUUGUCACUUCCUAUCUACCUAUCUUCCUGACAGCGUUCGUGUAUGUCCCUUUUGCACCAACUAUAGUGCCGUACCUGGAUGUCUUCCACCUUGCCGUCAAGCCCUUCCAGCCCAAUGAGAAGGGCGCAACGACAGCGUCUGCAGCUACAGAGAUCAGAGAGUUCCGCAUCAACAGAGCGCGACUGCGCAACCAGGUAAUCUACUUUACGGUGACAGCUCAGAUCGUGAAUUUUGCACUAGAGACGGUAGUUCCCUAUGUCAAGCGCAAAUUCUUCCGCAAAUACGAGGAGAUGUCCGAGGCAAGGAAGAAUAAAGAGGACAGCAAGUCCGCGUCGUCAUCUUCUACCGACCUUUUGUUGGAUGAUGUACCAGAAGAAGCCGAAUUCCUCAAGCGGGUACGAAAUGAAUCUGAAUUGAGUGAAUACGAUGUGACCGAUGACCUGCGCGAGAUGUGUGUGCAGUUUGGAUACCUGGCCCUCUUCUCCCCCGUCUGGUCUCUGGUCCCGGUCUCCUUCUUGGUCAACAACUGGGUCGAGCUGCGAUCGGACUUUUUCAAGAUAUGCAUCGAGUACAAGCGUCCCACGCCCUUCCGUGCGGACUCCAUCGGUCCGUGGUUGGACUCACUCAGCUUCCUGUCGUGGAUGGGCAGUCUGACGAGCGCAGCACUAGUGUAUAUGUUUUCAUCUGUAGCUGGUGCCGGUAACGAUGAGCCUCACGAUGAUAUCAAGGGCUGGCUAUUGCUGCUGACCAUAUUUUUCUCUGAGCACAUCUACCUGCUCGCCCGCCUGGCAGUCCAGGUGGCCAUGUCCAAGCUGGAGACUUUGGAAACCCGCCGCGACCGAGCGGAACGUUACCUCAUGCGAAAGGGCUACCUUGACCGCGCCAGCAGCGGACAUGCAAACAUCAAUGAUACUGACGAGAACCACUACCAGCGUCGGGGAGAAGAGAUGCUUGCCGAAGUUCAAGCUAGUGCUGGUGUAGGUGAAGCAGUUGGCGAUUUCGAUGAGCUUGGCAGCGACUAUGUGGAAGAGGAGAUCGGGCAGAUCACCCGCUCAUCGCUCGAAGAAGACGCACGCAAGUUCAGCAUGCCAGACGCAACUCCAUCUGAGCUCUUUUGGGCGCGGCAGCAGGGGUGGAAGGAGUCCGCCAGGAUCGGGGCUGCUAUUAUCCAGGCUGGCGCCCAGAAGGAGACCAAGGAACCCAAGGAAACCAAGAAGAGUCAAUAG
Messenger RNA from Trichophyton benhamiae CBS 112371, 2355 nucleotides. RefSeq lists its product as uncharacterized. The coding region runs from base 1 to 2355 and encodes 784 amino acids. Gene Ontology annotation, biological process: chloride transmembrane transport. The record is from RefSeq and is a predicted model, not a curated record. The transcript has 4 exons. Gene Ontology annotation, molecular function: chloride channel activity. Gene Ontology annotation, cellular component: cortical endoplasmic reticulum. NCBI's taxonomy places the organism in Eukaryota, Fungi, Ascomycota, Eurotiomycetes, Onygenales, Arthrodermataceae.